UCGUCAUUGCUAGAAGUGAACUUUCAGUGGGAGCAAAGCACUGAUGCUCUUUUAAAAGGACCGUUUAUGUUCAUGUUUAGGCACGAACAAGUCCAUCAACUCGCCAAAGCCCAGAAGACCUGCUGAGAUCGGCUCCUUAAGUGUUUCUGCAAUACGAGCCGAAAUUAACAACCACCAAAGGAAUUUGGACGGCGCGCAUUUGUUAUGGAUAGUGGAGUUGGAAGUCUAUAAUUUUGAGAUAAUCGUUUUAUCACUGAGUUUUCAACCUUAAACCCAUGCCUGCUCCUGGGAAAAUGAGAAAGCCUGAUAUUAAAAUUGUAAUCCUGGGAGACAUGAAUGUAGGGAAAACGUCCCUCCUGCACAGGUACACAGAGAGAAGCUUCAAGGAAACUUUAAGCACAAUCGGCGGAGCGUUCUUCUUGAAGCAGUGGGGUCCGUACAACAUCUCUAUCUGGGAUACAGCGGGUCGUGAACAGUUCCACGGUCUAGGCUCCAUGUAUUGUCGUGGCGCUGCAGCCAUCAUUCUCACGUAUGAUGUCACAAACUGGCAGAGCUUCGUAGAGCUUGAAGAUCGCUUCCUACCUCUCACUGACUCGGCCAAUAGUGACAGCAUAUUUGCCAUUGUGGGCAACAAAGCAGACCUCACUGACACUCAAGCCCAUGUUAUGACCCUGGAGGAAGUGGCAGAAGAGGGUAGUGUGCUUCCCCUUCCAUCCUUUCCCACACCUCCAGACUUUCCCUUGCACAAACAGGUGAGUCAGGAUGAUACCAUAGCACUGUACAACCGCAUAAUUCGCUAUAAGGCACUAGAGGGCACCAGCCCACCAGCGGAAAAGAUGUGCUUCGAGACAAGCGCUAAGACUGGAUUUAAUGUAGAUAUUAUGUUUGAGACACUCUUUGAUCUGGUGUUGCCAUCCAUCAUUCAAAAACGCUCCCAAAGUGAGUCGCCGAUAUUGUAUUUGGAGGACUAUAAUGAAGAGGGGAUGAAGAGCAAAGGGGAUUGUUGCACAUGA
This is a messenger RNA of Sinocyclocheilus rhinocerous, 1013 nucleotides long. Its product is annotated as ras-related protein Rab-20-like. The record is from RefSeq and is a predicted model, not a curated record. The transcript has 2 exons. Gene Ontology annotation, molecular function: GTPase activity; GTP binding. The coding region runs from base 276 to 1013 and encodes 245 amino acids. NCBI's taxonomy places the organism in Eukaryota, Metazoa, Chordata, Actinopteri, Cypriniformes, Cyprinidae.